Messenger RNA from Lipotes vexillifer (Yangtze River dolphin), 1257 nucleotides. RefSeq names its product pre T cell antigen receptor alpha (gene PTCRA). The transcript has 5 exons. Bases 44 to 1093 code for a protein of 349 amino acids. The record is from RefSeq and is a predicted model, not a curated record. Lineage: Eukaryota; Metazoa; Chordata; Mammalia; Artiodactyla; Lipotidae. Gene Ontology annotation, biological process: negative regulation of thymocyte apoptotic process.
GGCCCCUCACCUGGGGAAACGGCUCCGUGGUGGAGCAGCUGAGAUGCAGCUGGGCCUGUGGCCUGCGAGGCAGUCCUGUGGACGCCUCCUCCCCCAGCCCACAGCCCAGGUCUGCAGCUGGGUCCUGCCUCCUCUCAGGUGGGCCAUGCCUGGGACUUGGCUGUUGCUUCUCCUGGCCCUCGGGUGUCCAGCCCUGCCCACAGAGGUGACUACUCUCCUGAGGCUGGCACAACAAGGUGUGGGCAGCACACCCUUCCCCUCUCUGGCCCCACCAAUCACACUGCUGGUGGAUGGGAAGCAGCAGACUCUGGUGGUUUGCCUGGUCCUCGACGUUGCACCCCCUGGCCUUGAGAGUCCCAUCUGGUUCUCAGCUGGGAAUGGCAGCUCACUGGAUGCCUUCACCUACGGCCCUUCCCCAGAAGCUGAUGGCACCUGGACUAGCUUGGCUCAGCUUUCCCUGCCCUCUGAGGACCUGGCAGCCUGGGAGACCUUGGUCUGCCACACUGGACCUGGGACUGGGGACCACAGCCAGAGCACACAGCCUCUACAGCUGUCAGGAGAGGCUUCCUCAGCCAGGACCUGCCUCUGGGAGCCUCUCAGGGGGACCCGGGGCCAGGUGCUGCGGCUCGGGGCGCUGCGGCUGCUGCUCUUCAAGCUGCUGCUGCUGGAUGUGCUUCUGACCUGCAGCCGCUUCCGCGCCCCGCCCGCCGCGCGGGGGGACCCGGCCCGGGCGCCUCGUCCUGGGGACCCCGGGCUCCCCGCGGCCCCGCGGGCGGACCACCUUCUCCUCCCGCGUCCUCCGCCACCGGGAGGAUCGUCCGCAGACCCCACCGACUGGAUUCGCCGCAAUGAUGGGUGGACCACAGGCCGAGGGCUCAGCCUGUCCACCCCGCCGGCGCUGCAGCCCCGGGACGGCCGCUGGGUUCACACCCGCCCUCCGGGUCGGGAUCCCAGGAGCCCUGUCUGGGAGGAGGGGCCGCUGGUGCUCAGGCCAUGGCGCUCGGGACCCGCCCUCAGUAUUCCUGCCUCCAGCCUUGGAGCGUUUCUCUGUGAUCUGCCUCCUCCAGCUGACCCGAGCUUCCCCGGGGGCUAGGCUCCGUCUCCCCGCCUCAGACUGACGGCUUUCUGAGGGAAAAGGCUUUGUCUCUCCCAUCAGAUUGGAAGCCCCUUGAGGGUGGUGAUUGACCCAGACACUGGGACAUUUGAGGUGCUGAUAACUGAGAACAAUUAAAGGAGAACUUAUAUGACACAAGCAAA